This is a messenger RNA of Dipodomys spectabilis (banner-tailed kangaroo rat), 2864 nucleotides long. RefSeq names its product FYVE, RhoGEF and PH domain containing 4 (gene Fgd4). Bases 143 to 2695 code for a protein of 850 amino acids. Gene Ontology annotation, biological process: filopodium assembly; cytoskeleton organization. Lineage: Eukaryota; Metazoa; Chordata; Mammalia; Rodentia; Heteromyidae. Gene Ontology annotation, cellular component: cytoplasm. The record is from RefSeq and is a predicted model, not a curated record. The transcript has 17 exons. Gene Ontology annotation, molecular function: metal ion binding; guanyl-nucleotide exchange factor activity.
UGUGCCUGUGUGCUGUCUCGAUGCAGAAUGCCUGUAGACUUUACCAACAAGUCACAAAUGCAGAUUUUUCCUCGGACAGCAGGAAAUAAAUUGAUCAGAAGAGCCAAACGUGCUGCCGGAUGUCAUUUGAAGCAAAUCCUUUAUGGGGUGCUGCAGCAGUACCUGUCCAAAGGUCAGUGUUGUUCUACCUUGUUCAACAAGCAGCACAACCACACUGGUUGAUCCGAAUGUAUCUGAAGAGGCUCAGGGAAUAAAUGGGAAGACACCAGCGAAUCGCUCAGCUGCAAGUCCAAAGCCACAAGUGCCUCCAAAGCCCUUACAUCUGCAGAAUUCACCUUCAUCCAAAAUACACCCAACCCCCAGGCAUAAAGCUUUACCUAGAGCAAAACCCAGGAUGGAGGAAGUUAAACCUGUCUCUGCUUCUUGUGUGUCAAAAGAAAAAUCCAGUAAGGUUUCUGAUCUUAUCAGUCGCUUUGAAGGAGGCAGCACAUUAUCAAACUCCAGUGAUCUGAAAAAAGAUCCUGCAGUGAAUCUAAAUGCUCCUCGAACCCCAGGACAGCCUGGCUUCACACCCACUUCUCCAGAAAAGCUCCUCUCCCGGCACCCACCACAGAAACAGAGAGAUGAUCCCAAUCGGACUCAGGGCGAACAGGCUUGUAUGGCCAAUGGCAUAAUGGCAGCACAAAACCAGACGGAAUGUGAAGAGAACCAAGCGACCUCUCCCAGCCCCACUGCUCCUUCGCAAGCUGCCGAACCCCCACAGGAAACUCACUUCAUCAAUGGAGAAAGAGAUGAAACGACCACCGAUGCUGCAACCCCCACGACCCACGACCGUGACGAAGAUGCUUCCCAUAGUAGCUGCAGGGCUCCAAGUCCAGACACAGUGCUCCCCCUAAACAAAGGGCAGUCAGACACAACGGACAAGGAACAAGACAGGGACAGUGGAGAAAGCCCCAUGGAAUCAGAGCAACUGGACCAGCACCUUGAGAUGAAGGAGACGGAUGAGCAAAAACUUCACAAAAUAGCCAAUGAACUUUUGUUGACAGAAAGAGCUUAUGUGAACCGACUGGACCUAUUAGAUCAGGUAUUUUAUUGCAAGUUAUUGGAAGAAGCAAACAGGGGCUCUUUCCCUGCAGAGAUGGUGAAUAAAAUCUUUUCUAACAUUUCAUCAAUAAAUGCCUUCCAUAGUAAAUUCCUCUUGCCAGAGCUGGAGAAACGAAUGCAAGAAUGGGAAACCACUCCCAGAAUUGGCGACAUCCUUCAAAAAUUGGCGCCAUUCCUAAAGAUGUACGGAGAGUACGUGAAAGGGUUUGACAAUGCAAUGGAGCUGAUUAAAACGAUGACAGAGCGAAUUCCCCAGUUUAAAUCCGUGAUUGAAGACAUUCAGAAACAGAAGGUCUGUGGGAGCUUAACUUUACAACAUCACAUGCUAGAACCUGUUCAGCGGAUUCCACGGUAUGAGAUGCUUCUUAAGGACUACCUAAGAAAAUUGCCUCCUGACUCUCCAGACUGGAAUGAUGCAAAAAAAUCACUUGAAAUUAUUUCUACAGCAGCAAGCCAUUCUAAUAGCGCAAUAAGAAAAAUGGAAAACCUGAAGAAACUCUUGGAGAUUUAUGAAAUGUUGGGAGAAGAAGAAGACAUUGUAAAUCCUUCUAAUGAACUAAUAAAAGAAGGACAGAUCCUCAAACUCGCUGCUCGGAACACCUCAGCACAAGAACGCUACCUUUUCUUAUUCAACAACAUGUUGCUGUACUGCGUGCCCAGAUUCAGCUUGGUGGGCUCAAAAUUCACAGUUAGGACCAGAGUUGGCAUUGAUGGGAUGAAUAUCAUAGAGACACAGAAUGAAGAGUAUCCCCAUACUUUCCAGGUGUCUGGGAAAGAGAGGACGCUGGAACUGCAGGCCAGUUCUGAGCAAGAUAAAGAAGAAUGGAUCAAGGCCCUUCAGGAGACUAUUGAUGCUUUUCAGCAGAGGAAUGAAACCUUCAGAAAUGCAAUUGCAAAGGAUAAUGACAUUCACUCAGAGGUUUCUACUGCAGAAUUAGGAAAAAGAGCCCCAAGAUGGAUCCGAGAUAAUGAAGUGACCAUGUGCAUGAAAUGCAAAGAACCCUUCAAUGCCCUGACCAGGAGGAGACACCACUGUCGAGCUUGUGGACAUGUGGUUUGUUGGAAAUGUUCAGACUACAAAGCUCAACUUGAGUAUGAUGGUGGAAAAUUGAACAAAGUCUGCAAAGACUGUUAUCAAAUAUUAAGUGGAUUCACUGACAGUGAAGAAAAGAAAAAAAAAGGAAUUUUAGAGAUCGAGUCUGCAGAAGUCUCUGGAAACAGCGUGGUGUGCAGCUUCCUUCAGUACAUGGAGAAGUCAAAACCUUGGCAGAAAGUUUGGUGUGUGAUCCCUAAGCAAGACCCCCUGGUGCUCUACAUGUUUGGCGCCCCGCAGGAUGUCAGAGCACAGGCCACGAUUCCCCUCCUUGGCUACAUCGUGGAUGAUGUGCCCCGGAGCGCAGAUCUGCCUCACAGCUUCAAACUGACCCAGUCCAAGUCUGCACACAGCUUCGCAGCCGACACUGAGGACCUGAAACAGAAAUGGCUGAAAAUCAUCCUCAUGGCCGUCACAGGUGAGACCCCAGAGGGGACCGAGGAGUACUUAGCCACGAUGGAAGAGCAAACCGACCCCAAGAACAAAUCUGAGUCCUGAACUUCAGGGGCAGCCAAGGCCCCAAGACAUUCCUUAGCUCUCCUUCCUCGCCCCUUCGUGCGAAAUAGAGGCUCAUCAUUGCAACUCCAGGGACACUGUUUUUCUCCGUCUGUGUCCUCUGAGUAAAGUCAAUGUGCAGAGCCAUUCUCUUGAUAAAAUUUGGAAAUAA